CUCUGUCUCUCUCUCUCUCUCUCUCUCUCAUGGCUCUCGCCACAUCGAAGCAAUGACGCCCUCCCACCUCAUCUUCACCUUCUACGGAGAGCUACACCAAGGAGGACAAACCAGAGAAGAAAUUGGACGGUGGAGAGAAGACGGAUGACGGAUCCAUGAGCUGGAAGCUCCCGUUCUUCGCACUGGUAACCCUCCGAUACAUGAGCGCGACAUCCAACAUCAUACACAACUGCAACGAGGUCUUCAAUUACUGGGAGCCACUACAUUUUCUCCUCUUCAAAUCCGGAUUCCAGACCUGGGAAUACAGGGCUGGAUUCUACCGGUGGGAAAACCACAGCCCUCUGUCUGGAGUUAAUAAAGGUACGAGUGGUGGCUUGGCCAUUUCUUUCAGUGGUUGUGAUGGCAAUCAAACUUCUGCAGAUACAUCAGUAAGUGGUUGUUUCUUCUGACUCCCCUCUUAAUGAAUUCAGCAAAUGCAUGCAUUUGUUCAUAAGAGAUAAAUGUGUAUACAAAACCAGCAAAUGUCUAGAGAUGACUGGAUGAUUCUGGUUUAAACAACUGCAUUGCUCUCCUAGAGGUGAAUUUAGGAUGCUUUGGAAUUGUGAUUGCUGAUUGCUUUGGUUAUUUUACAAGAGCCCCACGUCCGCUGUUUAGAUGGCCAUGCCAUCUAUGAAUCGGGACUUGUCUGUCUGCUAGGCCAGGGCAUGGAUGGCUCAUGGAUCAAAAACAAUA
Magnolia sinica is the source of this 732-nucleotide messenger RNA. Its product is annotated as dol-P-Man:Man(6)GlcNAc(2)-PP-Dol alpha-1,2-mannosyltransferase-like. The record is from RefSeq and is a predicted model, not a curated record. Lineage: Eukaryota; Viridiplantae; Streptophyta; Magnoliopsida; Magnoliales; Magnoliaceae. Gene Ontology annotation, molecular function: glycosyltransferase activity. The transcript has 2 exons. Bases 156 to 449 code for a protein of 97 amino acids.